CACUGCUACAUUACACCGCAACUUGCCUCGAUCCUUCUCUCCUUAAGGGAGAGUUACUUCUUUGCGCGUGAACCCGAACCCGAAUCGCUCAGACAAAAUGAUAACCAUAAGAGUGCCUUGCUCAUCCGCGAACAUUGGACCGGGUUUCGAUGUCAUUGGUCUAGCUCUCUCGAUAUGGCUAGAACUGCGCGUCGAUAUAUCUCCAGCCACGGCUUCGGGUGCGCCUCUCAAUUGUGAGAUUUCCUAUGAAGGUGAUGGAGAGGGCGAGGUGCCGCUCACCGCCGACAGCAACCUCAUUACGAGGACAGCAUUAUAUGUUCUGAGAUGUCAUAAGCAACGCGUAUUCCCCGUGGGGACAAAGGUCCACAUAAUCAAUCCAAUUCCACUCGGUCGUGGUCUAGGAUCCUCGGGCGCGGCGGUCGUCGCUGGUGUUGUGCUCGCGAAUGAAGUUGGAAAGCUCGGCCUGUCGAAAGCCAGGAUGCUGGAUUACUGCCUAAUGAUAGAGCGCCAUCCGGAUAACGUCGCAGCUGCGCUCUACGGGGGAUUCGUAGGGACCUAUUUGAACGAUUUGAGCCCAGAAGACACAGAGAGGAAAGAGAUCCCUCUUAGUGAAGUCCUUCCCGAACCUGCAGGUGGCGUGGAUACCGGCUUGGAACCGCCAGAACCGCCGAUCGGAAUUGGCCACUACAUGAAAUUCCCCUGGGCGAAAGAGAUCAAAGCCAUUGCCAUCAUUCCUCAGUUCGAGGUAGCCACCGCAAAAGCCCGUGGCGUUUUACCAACUUCAUACUCAAGAGCGGAUGUAGUAUUCAACCUCCAACGAAUAGCUCUUCUUCCCGUCGCUCUUGGUCGAUCACCGCCAAACGCAGAGCAGAUUUACUUGGCCAUGCAAGAUAAGGUUCAUCAGCCUUACAGGAAGGAAUUGAUACCUGGUCUGCCAGAGAUCUUACUUUCUGUGACUCCAAAGUCUCACCCUGGGCUUUGCGGAAUCUGCUUGUCAGGGGCUGGACCUACAAUACUAGCGUUGGCCACGGACAACUUUGAUAAGAUUGCGAAGGUCAUUUUGGACAUGUUUAGCAAAAAGGAUAUAAAAUGCGAGUGGAAGAUCUUAGAGCCGGCAGAAGAGGGGACCACGGUCACUUAUAGCUGAAUCGGACAAUGAAUAACGAAUCAAUCUGGCAUACUAUACCCACGAGUUCAGCGCCAGUGGCAUGCC
Molecule: messenger RNA, 1213 nt
Organism: Amorphotheca resinae ATCC 22711
Lineage: Eukaryota; Fungi; Ascomycota; Leotiomycetes; Helotiales; Amorphothecaceae
Exons: 3
Coding region: 98-1147 (349 amino acids)
Biological process (GO): L-threonine metabolic process
Molecular function (GO): homoserine kinase activity; ATP binding
Source: RefSeq, a predicted model, not a curated record